AUGGCAGUGUCCGAGCCCGCCGCCUUCUCAGGUCUCCCUGCCAAGGUCCGCAGCAUCAUUACCGCCAGUAAUACCUCGGACUCGGUCCCCUUCCGCGCGCGCACCGCCUAUGCCCACCGCACCUGGGCGCGCACCUUCAGCUGUCUCCCGGAGCUCUUCAUCCAGCCCGAGUCCCUCGCCGAGAUCGAGAAGGCAGUCAGCCUCGCCCGCCAAUGCCGCCGGCGCCUCGUGACCGUCGGCUCGGGCCACUCGCCCUCCGACCUCACCUGCACCUCCUCCUGGAUGCUGAACCUGGACAACUUCAACCACGUGCUGUCGGUCGACGGCGCCACUGGCCUCUGCACCGUCCAGGCGGGCAUCCGCCUGUACCAGCUCAGCGCGGCGCUCGACGCGGCCGGGCUGGCGAUGCCGAGCUUGGGAAGCAUUGAUGAGCAGAGCAUCGCCGGCGCCAUCAGCACCGGCACGCACGGAAGUAGCCUGCAUCAUGGGCUCGUGAGCGAGAGUAUUAUCGAGCUCAAGGUGACUAUGGCAGACGGGAAGACGAGGGCGUGCUCGGCCGAACGGAGGCCGGAGCUAUUCCGCGCCGCGCUGCUGUCGGUCGGCGCGCUGGGGGUGAUUGCCGAGGUGACGCUGCGGGCGGUGCCGGCUUUCUCGCUAUCGUGGAGCCAGACGAUCGAUGCGGAUUCGAGGCUGUUCAGCACGUGGCACGGGGAGUUGUGGAAGCAGGCUGAGUUUGUGAGGGUGUGGUGGUUCCCCUAUAUGCGGAGGGCGGUGGUGUGGAAGGCGGACCGGGUACCCAAGGAGGAUAUCGAGGCGGGGCGGGUCAGGCACCACCAGCCGGGCACCAGCUUCCUGGACACCAGGCUGGGGUAUAUCGUCUACCACAACCUGCUGGCGAUGGCGCGCUGGUUUCCGCGCAUUACCCGCUGGAUCGAAUGGUUUGUGUUCGGCCUGAACUACGGCUUCCGAAACGGCGACCGCACGCGCGUGAGCGGCGUCCAGCCGAGCUACAAAGCCUUCCUCCUGAAUUGCCUCUACAGCCAGUUCGUCAACGAGUGGGCGAUCCCGCUGCACAAGGGGCCCGAAGCGUUGCAGCGACUCGGCGCGUGGCUCAACCGCCUGCAGCCCGGCGACCCGGGCUAUGUCGACCAUCGCAUCCCGUUCAGUGCCGAGGGCCUGUGGGUGCACAGCCCCGUCGAGGUGCGCGUAAGCGACACGACGGUGAAGUCCAGCGCCGCCGAGGGCAACCGGCCCUACCUGGACAUCACCCCCGACGAUGGCCCCGCGCUCUACCUCAACGCGACCAUGUACAGGCCGUACUAUCGCGACCCGAGCAACCGGGCCACGGAGCGGUACUACCAAGCGUUUGAGUGGUUGAUGCGCGACUUGGGAGGUAGACCCCACUGGGCCAAGACCUUCACUGUCACGCCGGACGAGUUUGAUACGUGGUACGGCGAGGAGUGGAGGCAGUUCUGCCGGGUGCGGGACGAGGCGGAUCCGGAGGGUAUGUUUGUCGGACCAUGGCAUCGCAGGUAUCUGCUUGGCGGAGAGACGCGGUCACUUCCGCUCGAGGAGAUCGGCUUUGUGCGCGAGCGGGCGGAAGGGGGCGGUUUCUGCGUGUUGGGACGCCAGAAUCCGGCCGCGACGGUGUAG
Chaetomium strumarium is the source of this 1653-nucleotide messenger RNA. Its product is annotated as D-arabinono-1,4-lactone oxidase-domain-containing protein. The record is from RefSeq and is a predicted model, not a curated record. Lineage: Eukaryota; Fungi; Ascomycota; Sordariomycetes; Sordariales; Chaetomiaceae. Gene Ontology annotation, molecular function: FAD binding; D-arabinono-1,4-lactone oxidase activity. Gene Ontology annotation, cellular component: membrane; mitochondrion. The transcript has a single exon. Bases 1 to 1653 code for a protein of 550 amino acids.